This is a messenger RNA of Passer domesticus (house sparrow), 1577 nucleotides long. RefSeq names its product histone H1.01. Gene Ontology annotation, cellular component: nucleosome. Gene Ontology annotation, molecular function: structural constituent of chromatin; DNA binding. Lineage: Eukaryota; Metazoa; Chordata; Aves; Passeriformes; Passeridae. The record is from RefSeq and is a predicted model, not a curated record. The transcript has a single exon. Gene Ontology annotation, biological process: nucleosome assembly. Bases 50 to 709 code for a protein of 219 amino acids.
CCCGGGCCAGCCCGAUUGUGCUCGCCCGCUCCGCCGAGGCAGCGCCGCGAUGUCCGAGACCGCUCCCACCGCCGCCCCCGACGCGCCCGCGCCCGGCGCCAAGGCCGCCGCCAAGAAGCCGAAGAAGGCGGCGAGCGGCUCCAAGGCCCGCAAGCCCGCGGGGCCCAGCGUCACCGAGCUGAUCACCAAGGCCGUGGCCGCCUCCAAGGAGCGCAAGGGGCUCUCGCUCGCCGCGCUCAAGAAGGCGCUGGCCGCCGGCGGCUACGAUGUGGAGAAGAACAACAGCCGCAUCAAGCUGGGGCUCAAGAGCCUCGUCAGCAAGGGCACCCUGGUGCAGACCAAGGGCACCGGCGCCUCCGGCUCCUUCCGCCUCAGCAAGAAGCCCGGGGAAGUGAAGGAAAAAGCCCCCAGGAAGAGAACAGCUGCAGCCAAGCCCAAGAAGCCGGCGGCGAAGAAACCCGCCAGCGCCGCCAAGAAGCCCAAGAAGGCGGCGGCGGUGAAGAAGAGCCCCAAGAAGGCGAAGAAGCCGGCGGCUGCAGCGGCCAAGAAAGCGGCCAAGAGCCCCAAGAAAGCCGCCAAGGCCGGGCGCCCCAAGAAGGCAGCGAAGAGCCCGGCCAAGGCGAAGGCGGUGAAGCCCAAAGCGGCCAAGCCCAAGGCGGCCAAACCCAAAGCGGCCAAGGCGAAGAAGGCGGCGCCCAAAAAGAAGUAAAUCGUACCAGGAGAGUUUUGUUCUGCAUAUUUUGUUAUCCAACGGCUCUUUUAAGAGCCACCCACACUUUCCCUAAAGGAGCUGAUGCACCGAGGUCGUCCGUACCCUGCAGCAGGGGUCCAGCAAUUCGUAAGUCGUCAAGAGGUCAAUUGUGUCUUGUGUCUUUUGUUUCCUAGGGAUUACCGAAAGAAAGACUUAAGAACGCGGUAGAACGCGGCGACUUUAGGGAAGUGUAGACUUUUGUUUUUCCUCCAAGUGAUUACUUUGACUACCAAGAAACAAAUGUUUUAUAAUGAUUUGAUAAAAAAAUCGGAUGUACGUUUUUUUAAAGAUAUAUUUUGUAACAAAAUAAUGCAAUUGCCAGGCACGCUACUACUGAGCCAUGUCGAAUUAUUGAAUUAUUUCUCUUAAAGUGUCUCCGUAAAUGCCUUUGUUUGGGGGGAAGAGGGGAGGGUUUCUUUACUGACACAAAAAUGGCCCAGAUCUUUCCCAAUCCCUUUGUUCCUGAUGAGAAAGAAAGCUUUAAGUAUUGAAAAAGCCCGCCCUGCCCAAGGAUUGGCCAGCGGAAAUCCCGGCCCGCCGCCCUUCCCCCUCCCUUCCCCGAAGACGCCCACGCCUCUGGAGCUCUAUCGGCCGCUCGGGGAAGAAAAGAGGCGAAAAAGGGAGGAGGGGCAGGAACCCAACAAAUGCUGUCCGUAUGUUCUCAGCGUAAGAACUAAACGGAAAAUACCCCAUACCAGGAAGAAAUUGCAUGGAGAGGAGGACGUUUUGGCAAGACUUUGUUAACAAAAGAUUGAAAAACAUUGCUACUUUAUCCAACCAAAAAAUAAAAAAAAGUUGAAACAAGAAUUGAGUAAUUAAUACAAAA